Saimiri boliviensis boliviensis (Bolivian squirrel monkey) is the source of this 2132-nucleotide messenger RNA. The record is from RefSeq and is a predicted model, not a curated record. Lineage: Eukaryota; Metazoa; Chordata; Mammalia; Primates; Cebidae.
UCAUGUCGGCCAUUUGUAAGUGGCCUAGAGCGGUGUCGCGGUGUCUGCCGAGCUGGUCGCCGCUUCUGCCGCGGUCCUCGGACCCCGCCGCCGCUCUGGCCUGGGGGCCUGCCCCGCCGCAGCGGUCGGCAGCGCAGCGAUCUGUGAGUGGCAGGCGCGGCCCUCGGGCCCGCUCACAGCGACCGGCCGCGGGCUUCCCGGAGCAAAAGCCUGCGGGCAGCCGGGAUGGUCCUCAAGACGGUGAAGGGCAUCAUCGACCGCGUGUUCGACAAGAACCUGUAGGGCUUGGUCCACGGCACCCGCAACCACAAGGAGGACGAGGCCUCUCUGACCUUCGAAGCUUGAGAUUACUGCCACCACCUGUUGCCAUGGCACCUUUAAGAUUCCGCACCUUGGACACAAAUUUCACAAGCUCCACCUCGAGUUGGUUUAAGGUAUUGAAUGCACAACAGUCUUUGUUGGGGGAUGCUUUUUUAUUUUUCUUUGGUGGAGAGUGAAAUUGGCUGCCUCGAAGGCCAGGAGGACUCUGCUCCUGUCGAGAAAGAUACUCAAAGUCAGUAAUAUCGUGGACUUUGCUGGUUUUGACACAGUUCCAAGAGAGUUGGGCCCAUUUAAGAGAAGAUGGUUCUUGCACUGCUCUAAUGCAGGCAUUGGCAAACUAUGGCCAAAUUUGGCCCACCACCUGUUUUUGUAAAUAAAGUUUUAUUGGCACACGACCAUUCACAUUCAUUUGUAUAGUUAAGGCUGCUUUCAUGUUACAAUAGCAGACUUGAGUAGUUGCAAGGAAGACCAUAGUGCCCACAGAGCUGUACCUAUUCCCACCCUCCCUGGUCCUUAACAGAAAAAGUUUGCCAAUCCCUGCUCUAAUGGGUUUGGCCACAAUAUCAUGACAUGCUGGGUCUUUCUAGGGGAGAACACACUUCCUCUCCCUUUCCCUUUCUACAUGAAAGAGUUGUUUAUUGUCACUUUGAGGCCCAGCUCAAACUACCUUACACCUUUAUCUCUUUAGCACAAGUCUCAUAUUUUGUUGGGUAAUAAUACCAUUUCCAUUUAGCUCAGGAAUUUGUAGUAAGUCAAACACUAGGAAAAAUGUAAAAACCAGGGGACAGUGAAUCUGGCCCUGUGAAUAAUUUUGAACCUCUGAAAUACCAUAAGUUGUUGAAUCUAUCCUACAUUAGAAAAAAUCCACCUAACCAGAAAAACUGGGAGCCAAUAAGUAGAAGGUCAUCUUCCACCCUUUGUCCCAGUAUCUAUGGUUCUGGGGACUUGUCUUCACUAAGGAUACAUCAGGAAGGGAAUUUGCUGACUUUGCCCAGGGCCAUGAGGUAGGUUCAUCGUAUGCAGCGGUCCUGCUUAGACUCACUAGGACAUUUGUUUCCCUGAGACUCGGAGACUCCCGAGAUUGAAUCAAUUUGGUGUAAAAAAAAAUGGAGCCAUCCUUACCUUUUUCUUCCCACUGUCUCCUCGACACUUCAGUAUCACAUACAGCACAACAAUGAACAAAAGCCAGAGCCAUUUGUUCCCAAGCCAGCCUUGGGUGUGCUCUGGUGGAGUCUGCCGAAUCCGAAAGUGCCCUUCGUCUGGUACCUUCCCCUGGGGUUCGCUAGUUUUCUCUCUCAGGGAAGAGAACAUAAAGGCAUAGCUGCAGGUGAGGCACAGAAGCAGGACCAGGAACCAUUUCAGCAUCCACAUGGUAAGCAGAGAUGGGGAAGGGAGUUGCUCAUGAUGGGUUUGCUUGCUCUUGCAACUGGGAGACUGGGUAUUUGGUGCCAGGCCCUUGGUGAUGUCACAGAGGCCCUGAGCUGAGGCCACUCUGGCCAUUGUGAUGAUUUCAGGACAGGAUAAUGAGGCUCCUGGGUAGCCCCGGAGGAGGAAUUAAAGGGAGAUGGGCACAUUUCCAGUAGGCAGUAAGAGAGAGAGGAUGGGCAUAAUGGGUGCCAAUUCCCUGCCAGGGGACUCCAGCAGAGGAGCUUUGCUGGGCGAGGCCAUCAUGUUUUCAUUAUUUAUUUGUUUGAUCCAGACAUUGUGAUGAGCAGAGGGGAGAUGGCAUGUGCCCCGUGGAGCUGAGUUGAAUGGGAAAGAAAGAUGUUAAACCACAGGCUACUCGGAGCCACCUCUAUGGUGGUGGUGGU